This is a messenger RNA of Symbiodinium natans, 2733 nucleotides long. The record is from the annotation of a GenBank genome assembly. Lineage: Eukaryota; Dinophyceae; Suessiales; Symbiodiniaceae.
AUGGAGCUUGUUCAACCCAUUCCAUCGAUGGGAGCACGACAAUGGGCUCCUUUCAGCAUGGAUGGCGCGCAGUACUUAGCGCUGGCCCAAUAUUAUGAUGAUUCCUCGUACAGCAAUCACGUUCAAAUCUUCAAAUGGGAUGGCGGACGCGGUUCCUUCGUGGAAGUGCAAAGAAUCCCCAGCAAUGGAGCAGCGGGAGUUCAACCCUUCACCAUAGCUGGCGCGCAAUUCCUGGCCGUGGCCAAUCACAGGGACGAUUCCGGGAACUUCAACAUCGACUCCAAGAUCUACAAGUGGGAUGACGCCAGUGGCAUGUUCGAAGACUUUCAAAACAUCUCGACAAGUGGAGCAUACGCCUGGGCGGCUUUCUCGAUAGAUGGGGUGCAGCACUUGGCCGUGGCGAAUUCCUUCAACGGGGCAUCUCACAGCAUUGCCUCGAAAGUCUACAAAUGGAGCGGGGUGGGGUUCAAUGGAUCCUUUGUGUACCUCCAGAGUAUCGAGACCAAUGCAGCACAAUGGUGGGAGGCGUUCACCAUUGACGGCGUGCCUCACCUGGUAGUUGCCAACAGAUACAGUUCUAGUCAGCGUUCCCACAACGUUGACUCCAUUAUCUACAAAUGGUACAGUGGGAUUGGCAAGUUUGUGCCCGAGGAAAGGCUCCCAACCAAUGGCGCAUCUGGGUGGUAUGCCUUCACCAUCGAAGGUGUGCGGCACUUAGCAGUCGCUAACAGCCAUAACGAUGCUUCCUACACAAUCAACUCCACGAUCUACAAGUGGGACAGUGCCAGGGACGAGUUUGAAGACAUCCAGGCCAUUCCGACACUUGGAGCGUUGAGUUGGACAGGCUUCGUCAGUGGUGGCGUGCAGUACUUGGCAGUUGCCAACUACUACGAUGGUGCUUCCUACUACCAGGACUCCAAAGUCUAUAGGUGGGACUCUGGCAGUAGCUCGUUCUUGGAGAUUCAACAGCUUGCCACUGUUGGAGCAUUUGGUGUGUCCGCCUUCAUGAUUGAUGGCGUGCAGUACCUGGCGCUGGCCAAUUUUUUUGACGGUUCUUCCUACAACACUUACUCCGGCAUCUACCGGUGGGUCACCAGCACCACCACUACCACCGGAACCAUCACCAGCACAAGUGCUACCAGGACCAGCAGCACCAGCUCCAGCACCCGCACCGAGGCUCCUUCGACCCUGGAGGCCACGGAGUUCGCCUUUGCGGAUAUCGGCGCCUGGUCUCUGGCCGCCCUGGGCGGCUACUUGGCGGCUCUGGCCGUGCCGGUGCUGAUGAUGCAGCAGCUGUGCCGGGCAGGAGGUGCAGCACACUUACCAACGCGCCAGGCGGAAGGCCAGGGUUGGCAAAGUCAUCCAGCGGAGGAAUCAUCUGGGCCGUCGCAUGGAGGGGCGCUUCCGGACAUUCCACCCUUGUCCAACACAGAACCAGGCAGGGCGGCUGAUGGCAGCGAACCCGGAUCUGUGGCAACACAGCCAAGCGCAAGAAGCCCACAAUGCCCGACACUUGGCAGCCCUGUCCAGGGCAGGCCAGGGCUCCCAGCUGCAAACCCAGCAAACCCCACGAUGCCGGUUGAGAAUGCCAUGGUGGCACCUCCGGCUUCAGCCGGCCUGAGAGGCUCCGACACCGAACCAGCUGGGACGGCAUCAAACCCAACAGAUGCAACAACGCCCAGCGCCCAGACCUUUGGCAAAGCCACGGAUACGGAAGCUCUAGUGGGACAGGCCGCAGUGGUGACCUCGCAGGUGCGGACGAUAAUGAAACGAUCGCCCUACAUCCUGGCCGUCAACAUGCUGCUGGAGUCGGGAAACUUAGUUUCAACGAUGCUGUACGCAAUGGAGGCCUACCAGCGCUCGACCCUGGUGAGCUUCUCGGUGCCUUGCGGCUCGGGUGUGCUCAUGCCCGUGAAGAGCUACGACUGCCCGCCCGACUCGGACAUUCCUGGGCUGCCUCUCUGCCAGGCCGGCUUGGAAGUGAACAUGGUCUGCGAAGCAGACGCAGAGGUCUACAACUCGAACUGCCACGUCGUGGAUCAGUUGGACAACUGCGGCAGGUAUGACAUCUACACGAUGCAGCAUCAAAGUUGCGCAGCGGUUGGCUGCGCCGCUCUGAGCAACUUCCUGUGGGUGUCUGCCUUGGUUUCCUUCGGCUUGACAAUCGCCUGGACUUCAGCGUUCUACACCCAGAGUCUCUGGAGGAGACAACCAGGGGAAUACCGCCGACUCCGUGGCCGCUUCAUCCUGUUCUUUGUGCUCCUGGCACUUGUCAUGGCGAUCACCCUCCUCGUGGGCGCCCUCGGCGGCGAAAAGGCCGUCUUGGCAAUGGCCAUGCUGUGCCCCGUGCUGCCCAUGUGCUCCUGGGUGCUGGCAGCUGGCAUCACCUUCCGCCUGCCGGCACCGGGAGAGAGUGGCAUCGUGAAUCAGGCGGCUGCGUUGGAGCUUUCCUUCUUCAACGUCUUCGUCGCAUUGCAGCUGACGGAGGAGGAUGUGGAAGACUUGCAAGAGUUCCGUCAACCCCUGAACAUCGGACUGCGCAUCGUGGAAGACAUCCCAGAGCUCAUCAUCGGCCUCCUUGACAUCGUGUUCUUCGGUGGCGCAUGGUAUGCAUGGCUUGGGAUAGGGAUGUCCGUGGCCAUGGUGGUCUUCCACCUGUGCAUGGGUCUCUUCCUGACAUGCCGCCAGUCAUCCUCUGAGAUUGCCCACCUGCGACAGCGAGACACUGAAUAG